CAACUUUAUUUUUUAAAUAAAUAAAAAUGACAAGUUGUAUGCAAAUCCCUUUCAUUUGAACCAUUAAUCAUUACAGGCAAUACUAUAGCUACAAUGUAAAUUGCACCUCUUCUGUGUUAAUUGGUUCUUUAUCCUGAUUGUCUAUGGCAUCAGAUGAGUGCCAAAUUGAGAUGGAGCACGCAAGCAAGAAUAUAAAUCACAGCCCGAGCAGAUUUGUAUCAAAGAAAAACAGUCGCGCAAGCGCAUAAACUACUUUGAUCGUGCAUAGACAGGGUUGGGCUGGAAAUUAAACUUGAGAGCUUGAAACAUUGAUAUUGAACAAGUUGAACAUCAUUGUCGAAUGCUAUAAAUUAAUCCGAGUGCAUGCAGAGAUUUCUGCACUCUCAAAAAUACACCCUGCCCAUGUAUGAAAGUCUCUUCUCACAAACACAAUUUUCAUUUUGCUCUCAUUGUCCAUCUCACGGAGUGAACGUUUGACAGUCCUAUGUCGUGGGGCUCUGCUCCUAGUGGUUUACCCAAGGUGCCAGGGUUCUGGUCAAGAAGUUCUGAUAUUGAUUGAACGAUCCGCACAUGGAUCGAAGAGCUUACUCUUUCACAUUCAGAAAAUCUUAAGGUGAUAUUCUAUUUAAUAAUGUAUUCCAUUUCCUUAGGUAUAAUGGUUUAAUUGGGUAGGGAUGUGAACUAGGCUUUUGACCGUCGCAGUCUCUGGUCCACACUCCAGUUCAAUUUGUGGCAGUAAUGCAUCACUAAAGUUGGUUGCCAACCAUUUAAGAACCACUGAAGAAGAACUGUCAACGGAAGUGAAAAGUAACCAAGAACAAUAUACACGGCAGCGUUUUUAUUGUUGUUAUAUAUACUUUUAUUAUCACCUUGAAACUCAAAAUAUUACUUAUGUAACUGCACAGCCACACAUACUUACCCCAGGCAGUGUUAAAUUCGCGUUGGAGACAGGCCUUGGUUGAUAGAUGUUAUUAAGAUAACGCUAGCUAGUUGCUAACAAUGGCUAACUGUAGGCCUAUGGUUUUUCACACUCAAAUAGCCUCCAUUAUGGAGGUGCUAGCGAAUGCAGCCGUGGCAGAUAUCUGUAAACUCGUAGACGAUGACUAUGCAGUGUUUCGUUUGGAAAUAACUCAAAGCCAGAAUGAAAGCAGGGCAUUGCGGAGGAAACUACAGCUACUUGAAAUGAAGGUGGCACGGGAGCGCGCAGAGAGAACGACGCGAGAACGCGUCCUCGCCAGUCGUCCCAGUAGUGUCAAGAUCCUCGACCGAUACAAAGGAAUGACAAGAGGUGAAGGACAUCUCACUGGAGGGCACAGGAGCUUUGUGAAGCCUACUGGACACAAUGCGUGGAGAGAUGACCAACCAAUCACUGUUGAUGAGGGGAGUGUAACCUCAACCCAGCACUUUAUUGUGAUAGAGUCUGCAGAUGAAAAUGCAGCAGGUCCUGGGGUCAAGCUGGAGAGGACUGAACGAGAGAAGGACCAACGGCACCAGACUGGAGCACCGGCUGGAGUGGCGCCCUCUGUAGCCACCGAGGAUCUCGCCGCUGCGACCCAGGCCAGGACCCGACGCAGGAUCACGGAGGAGGAGGGUCCAGAGGUACUGCUGGUGAAGGAGGAGGGGUGUGAGGAGGGUCUGGGGAACCCUGAGGGGACUAUGGUCAUGGAGGACAACGAGACUUCACCUCCUCCUGAACCCACAGAGGAAACAGCUGAGCAGCACAGGUCUACACACAGUCUCACUGAGUCAGUAGACAUGGAGGAUGGGAAGCCUGAUCUGCUGCUGGUCAAAGAGGAGAUGAUAGAAGAUGGACCAGAGAGCAUUGAUCUGCUGAGUGAACUAAAGAUGGGGGAGCAAGAACUGCCUCAAUUCAUCAGGGUAUGGACUCGACAACGUGUCAAUCGUUCCACAGGGAUGCUGUCCCAUGUUGACUCCAAUGCAUCCCACAGUUGUGUCAAGUUGGCUGGAUGUCCUUUGGGUGAUUGGCUAGAGGAUAACAGAGGAGACUGGGUGGCCAUCUUGGAUACCCAGACUGCUGCAGCCAAGGGCCCAGGGGACAACAUCACUGAGCAGGCCAGGAUCAGAGGCGAGAUAGUGGAGUCUGCAGUCCAUGAGGACCUGCUGAUAACUGGUGUUCCUGGCGGGAGAGACCGGACCCUUGAGGCGGCUGGUCACAAACCCUGGCCCCGGAUCAGAACCCUGGAUCAGGAGCCGUUGCUCUUCCUUCCCGAGUCUGAACCAGGACCCAACCACGGGGGACAGAGACUCCACCACCACACAAAACACAACCAGUGGACAGGUGGACUGAACAACCUCAGCCCUGGUGGUCAUCAGAGAGACAGAGGCUCCAGUCAGGGAUCCAGUCCGCAGCCCAGACCCUUCUCUUCACAGUCUCAGUGCAGGGAUGGAGCAGGGCCUGGGGCUGAUAGAGAUAGACCCUCCUGUUCCUAUGAUAUGAACAGAACAGGUCAGCCUGGGCUUCAGCCUUCACAGAGAGUGGUGGGAGAUCCCCCUGGGCCUGGGUCUAGCCUUCCACAGCUGCUUAAUUGUUACCCCACAAAUACAGACAGGGUCAGUAUGGGCAGUCACCACAACAGGUACCUAGCCUAUAACACAGCACACAAUCCCGAAAACACCCAAACAAUGGCUCCAUGUCAUGGAGGGCUCUCUGGUGUCAUUGGGUCAAAACGUGGGAGCCCAAGCAUUGGGACUGACGCCGACAAGCCAUACGCCUGCCCUACGUGUGGGAAGCGAUUCGCUAAGGCGAAAUAUGUGAAGCAGCACCAGACCGUUCACACCAAGGACAGCUUCAAGUGCAAACUAUGUUACAAGAGCUUCUCCUUCCUAAGUAGCCUUAUCAGACAUAGGAAUGUCCACAAUAGGGAGAAAUCGUAGCUUGAGAUGUACACGAGGGAUGUCUGGGAACUCGAUCAAAAUAAAAAAACAAGUCCCUCAGUUGAGCAUCUGGAUAUGAUCACAUUCUCACAUGAUACAGACAUCUUGUUUGGUGUGCUGGCAUAGCCAAAACACUGUCAUGUUAUUGAAGAGUAACACUAUUUCCCCUCUGAAUGCUUUUUCUUAUGUUCUAUUCAUAAAACACUUUUACAACACCUUUAUAACAAGUCAGGUGAGAUGACCCUGAGGUCAUGCUUUCAUUGGGGAAGAGGUCCAAAAACAACCCCUUAUUGUGUCCCUUUCCCCUAUUGCCCUCCCAUGGCACUGGGUAGUAGGUAGGAGUUCUCCUUAAUCAGAUAUCUUUCAUCCUCCCCUCUAUCAUAUCUGUUAUAUGGCUGUAGCAAACAUUGCCACUCAAUAAUUUUCUUACUCAGACACUGUUGGCUAUAUUAUACUGAUGUACGUCAACUGUUUCUGUUAAGCUUGUGAACUCUGGGGUUUUUCUUAUCAUCUAUGGUAUGGGAUCUUUACAAACAGUCCUUGGCCUCAAGCUGUUUGCAGUAAAUGGCCUGAAGGCUCCAGGUCUUGUGAUGACGGGUGAAAUAAUAAACAUGAACGAAUGUAACCCUGUACUUGAUAUUACAACCUGGAGUGUAUAUCCUUUUAACCCUUUGUUAAAUUGUCAUUUGAAACAGGCUUGUGUAAAUACCUGUUUUAAGAGAGAGAGUAAACCUAGGCUAGAACAAGUAUAGUUUAAUAUUUACCUUACUGAUGUGAUGUUGAUGGAAUAAAGUAAUUCCUUGA
This is a messenger RNA of Oncorhynchus tshawytscha (Chinook salmon), 3699 nucleotides long. RefSeq names its product zinc finger protein 624-like. The coding region runs from base 1000 to 2895 and encodes 631 amino acids. The transcript is spliced from 8 exons. Gene Ontology annotation, cellular component: nucleus. NCBI's taxonomy places the organism in Eukaryota, Metazoa, Chordata, Actinopteri, Salmoniformes, Salmonidae. The record is from RefSeq and is a predicted model, not a curated record.